Molecule: messenger RNA, 445 nt
Organism: Aethina tumida (small hive beetle)
Lineage: Eukaryota; Metazoa; Arthropoda; Insecta; Coleoptera; Nitidulidae
Gene: ND-B15
Exons: 2
Coding region: 27-380 (117 amino acids)
Cellular component (GO): mitochondrion
Source: RefSeq, a predicted model, not a curated record
CAGUUGGUGAUCUGCGACUGGAAAAAAUGGCGGAGCAGUUUGACGUUUCUUCUACGGAACGUAAAAUUUUGGAGGAACGCGCUCAAAGGAGAGCCGCGUUGAGAAAUGAAUUUUUGAAAUUAAAAUCUGAUCCCUUCAAGCAUGCAUCAGGUGAAGGUGGCACCGUUUUUGAUCCAGCCAUCCAACGUUACCAGGCCAUGAAAAUUAGUGGCUAUGACUAUUUCAAGCCAAGCAUCAGAAAUGGGGUAUAUGGAAUGCUCUUUUUAGUCAUCCCAAUGGGUGGAUUUGGUUACCUAUUAUUUAAACAAAGACAAGAACAAGAGGCUAAAUACAGAAGGGGAGAAGUUGCUUAUAAAGAUCGUUAUUUCAAAUUUGCAUAAACUAUAUACAAUUUGUUAGUAAUACAUUUAAAUAUAUAGGAAGAUGUUUUAUUUGUUUUAAUCAA